CACGUCGAUACUGUAGGCUGGGUAUUGUUGUCAAAUAAAAAGAACCGUCUCAAGCCUUUCUAUUUAGUUCAGUGACAGUAUAAUAUAGCGACAGUUAGUUUAUAGCCAUUGGGGGGUAGUUGCAUAUAUAAUUGUAUGUAAUAUGUAGGUAUUGAUCUAUCAUACGAAUAUCAACUGUAUUUAUGACAUUUGUUUAGUGUAUGAAAUUACCGGAAUUAGUGACCCAUUAUCAUAAGUAAAGACUGGCCUACAGAUGUACAGUGAUUUAUUUAUGGUUAGUACUAUACAAGUCAGAUCUGAUAAACUAAGAUGGUUAUAAAUAUAUUAACAGCAGUAGGUUUUCUACAGCUUCUAGUCGGCUAUAAUGGUCAAUUAAUAACAAUAGUUGAGAAAGAACCAUUGCCUGAUAAUGUGAGAUUUGUAAAGGAGCCUAAAGACACAGUGGUCCUAAGUCCGGUGGAAGAAAUUAAACUGGAUUGCUUAGCUAAUUUUACAAGUAAACCAAUAAAUUACAAAUGGUACAAGAUUGAAGUAGUGGGCAAAACUCCAAUAAUCGACGGCCAGGGUUUCACAUUCGUAGAAGAUGGAAUUUUAUUUAAUACGACUUUAGAAAAUGGUGAACAAAGUGGCAUCUAUCAAUGUGAAGCUAAUGCGACUAGUUAUUCCAUUUUGAGUCGCACUGCUCGAGUUACAUUUGCAGUCGCAGUUCCCAGUGGAUCAUUACCACGUCAGCCAAUUAGAGGAUUUCAGUACGCAUCAAUAGUUAUAUCUUCUGAUAUCCGAAGAUUUUCUAUUCAAGAUCUCGAAUACAAGUGGAUGAAGGGCACCAAUAGUACAAGUGCUAUACCGAUACCCCUGGAUUCUCCCAGAAUCUUUACGUCGCAUGAUGGUAUCUUAUACUUUGGUGAACUCCAAUUGGAAGAUGCGGGUGAAUACACUGCUCAAGCUACAUUUAGAAUUAUAGAAGAUAACAAUACUAUUUAUCUUGGUGAUCCCACGAAAAACCAACAAACAUCUAAAACAGUAACCUUAACUGUUCAACCACAAGCAAAACCCAGUGAAGAAGAACUCAUUAUAGGUGAUCAUUUUCCUCAGGUUUUCCCCCGUCAACCAACAUUUGGACAAACUAUUGAUUUGGAAUGCUUUGCUUUCGGGAGUCCGUUAACAUAUUCUUGGACAUUUAACGGAGAACCAUUGAAAAAUAAAACGAGAUUGUCAGACAACAACCGCAGGAUGUCCAUACCAGAUGCCCAACUCGAUGACGAAGGGAAUUAUACCUGCACGGCUGCCAACAACAGUACAAAUACAUCCAGAAAUUUAUUGUUACAAAUCAAAGGUCGACCAAUUUUUUCAUUAGCAUUAUCUGAUGGUGAGGUAAAGGAGAAUGCGUUUCAUAAACUAACCUGUUUAUCUUAUGGACCGGCGAAACCGGUCAUAACGUGGUACAGAAAUGGGGAACCCAUUCGAAAUAUUACGGACAGAUAUUAUGCAGACAACAAAUAUUUUAUUAUAUUAAGUCCAAAGAUUGGUCGAGAUGAUGGUAUUUUCCAAUGUGCUGCAAAAAAUGCAUAUGGAACCAUUUAUUCCACAGCUAAAAUAACUAUAGCAGCUGUGCCACCUGAAGGAAACCAUGGAAUACCAACAAGUUCUUUUAUAAUCUUAAACAUCAUCCUACUCUUUGUACCAUUUUUAUGAGAUAUUUUACAUCUCUUUCGUAAAUCAAAGAACCACAGAUUUUUGGACGUUCAAGAAAAUACACGGUUCAUCGCUGGGUGUUCAUAUUUGUACAUAAAUUAAAACUGACACGUAAUCAUAUUAAAAUCAACUCUGGGUAAUUUUUAAAAAGACAUAUCAACGUUUACGACACUUUGUAUGCUAAAGAGGGGGCGGAGGUGUUACAGCUUUUCAGGUAAAAGAUGGAUUCUUACAUUUUCGUGUUGUCAACAGUAGUCAAGGUAUUAGAUAUUCGACGAUCCAAGCCCAGAUAUGUUCGAGCUAUACACGGUGUUCAGUCAGUUAUAUAGAGGGAUAACUCGUGUUUUCCUUUGGCGUUCGUCACUUGCGAUUCACGACACCUGUAUUACUCAUCUAUCGUAGCAAUGAUCUCUGUGUUAAAAUUAUAUUUGGAAUGUGUUUAACCAGUUCUAUCACAUAUGUGAUAAUGACUGACACCAAUAUUGUCCUUUAAACAUAUAGUUGAAAUAUAUUUAAUAUCCCUUUAACUCGGUUUCGGUUUGCUUAUGCUAUCAUAAAUUGAUCUAGAAUAAUUUCAAACGACAUUACUUUUAGAAAUGUGUUGUUUUAUACACGAUAUGUUAUGUUUUGUAAACGAUAUGUGUUGCUUUGUACAUGAUAUGUGUUGUUUCGUGCGUCAAUUGUUAACAUUGCUCACCUCCCUGGGUUGUUAAAAUAUUGUUUGAUUAGGAACCCAUUAUUUUUUUUAACGUAUUUAUAAAUAAAUAUAAAACUGUU
Patella vulgata (common limpet) is the source of this 2472-nucleotide messenger RNA. RefSeq names its product contactin-5. Bases 310 to 1695 code for a protein of 461 amino acids. NCBI's taxonomy places the organism in Eukaryota, Metazoa, Mollusca, Gastropoda, Patellidae. The record is from RefSeq and is a predicted model, not a curated record. Gene Ontology annotation, biological process: cell-cell adhesion. The transcript has 10 exons.